Sinocyclocheilus grahami is the source of this 4831-nucleotide messenger RNA. RefSeq lists its product as uncharacterized. Gene Ontology annotation, biological process: animal organ morphogenesis; axonogenesis; tissue development. NCBI's taxonomy places the organism in Eukaryota, Metazoa, Chordata, Actinopteri, Cypriniformes, Cyprinidae. The transcript is spliced from 14 exons. The coding region runs from base 794 to 4174 and encodes 1126 amino acids. The record is from RefSeq and is a predicted model, not a curated record.
GAAAUGAAAGUCAGAUAGUGCGUUGCUCAAUGGCUACAGUAGAUAAGGCAGAGUGAAUGGAGCAGGAGCGAGGAUGGGAACGGGAGGUACUCUGAAGUCUGUCCUUGAGCGCACAGGACAGAUGCAUCAAUGAAGGUGGGACAGGAACCGAAACUUUAAACGCACGUUUUUCAGGCAAUACUUGAUUCGGUUCGGAGCUGUCUGGAUGUAGGGCAUCAAUCUAGAAUGCUUUCCAACAAACUACGUGGCAGCCGAAGAAAGCACGAAGGAAAAAGCGUUUGCUGUGAUCUGCGGAGAGGAGUAACGUGUGCAUGUGUUUCUCAUCCAUCUCAAGUGAUAUGGCAGGGAACUGACUGAGGGAGAGAGUUUAUACAGAAGACAUUCAUCUGGGAACAGUAAAGGUGCUGAUCUCUGGAACCGAGGCAAGGCAACCCAUCAGAAAUGACACAGCUCAUCUCAUCUCACAUGAAUCUUAGACUGGACUCUGACACCAGGCACCUUCUUGAUUGCAUAUGAACCACUAAAUGCACUUCAUGUCUCUGAACUGAAGUGACAUUCAUCCCUGGACUUGAAUUCAGUUGUCACGUAUAGAAAUUGAACUUUGAAUUUUGAAGAUGUCACAACAGAUCUAAAAAUAACACCUCAGUGUGAACAGGUUUUACAGUAAGUCACAUACAGUCUUCCACUGAGGACCAGACUUUUUGGCCUUUUGGAUGGAUAUUGGAAAUUUCACAAUCUAAAUAAUUUCCAUGCUGAUACACCUAAUAGCUGUGGCGCCCCUUGCCUUUCUCUCAUGUCCAUGGACCCAUCUAGUGCCAUGCUCUCACAGGCGCUCCUGCUCUUACAGUGCAUUAUUCUGACUCUCGGCCAGUACGAUAUCUGUAAGUCGCUGGUCAGCACAGACGAUGGACCAACAUGGGAAUAUUACGCUUGCCAGCCCAAACCCAUGUCCAUGAAGGAGUACAUGCAGAUUAGAGUGGAGCCUCCCGAUAUCACAUGUGGGAAUCCACCGGAGAGGUUCUGCACUCUGGAAAACCCAUACCUGUGUAGUGACGAAUGCGAUGCCUCCACCAAAGAACUUGCCCAUCCUCCAGAGCUGAUCCAAGACCGUGAGCGAACCGGACUCAUCACGUACUGGCAGACUGUAACAUGGAGUCGUUUCCCUGAGCCUCUUCAGGCCAACAUAUCCUUAUCCUGGAACAAAAGCCUGGAGUUAACAGACGACAUCCAGAUAACAUUUGAGUACGGACGGCCCACAAUAAUGGUGCUGGACAAGUCCUUGAAUUAUGGACGAACCUGGCAGCCUUAUCAGUACUACGCCGAUGACUGCAUGGACGGCUUCGGGAUGUUACCAAAGAGGGUGCAGGAUCUGUCGGCCACGAACGUUACUAGAGUCAUAUGUACCGAGCAAUACUCUCGUUGGGUCGGUUCCAAGAAUGAGAAGAAUGUGCGGUUCGAGGUCCGGGAACGCUUUGCCAUAUUUGCUGGGACAAAAUUACAAAACAUGGACAACUUAUACACACGCAUGGAGAGUAUGAAAGGCCUCCGAGACUUUUUCACCUUCACAAACCUGCGGCUUCGGCUGCUGAGACCGGCGCUCGGAGGAACAUACGUACAAAGAGACAACCUGCUCAAGUACUUUUACGCCAUCUCCAAUAUCGACAUACCAGCAAGGUGUAAGUGUAACCUCCACGCCAGUCAGUGCUCCCUCCGUGACAGGAGCCUUCAGUGCGACUGCGAGCACAACACCACUGGACAAGACUGCUCGGCCUGCGAGAGAGGAUUCAAAGCCAAGUCCUGGAAGCCCGGCUCAUACCUGCCCACCCCGAACGGCUCCCCGAACAUUUGUGAGGCAUCGGGAACGUCUGACAUGCCAACACUAGCUGUUACGCUUGACCCUGCCACUGCACCAAUGUCUAUAACUACAUCCAUAACACCACCCACAAUCCAACUGACCUCAACACCAGCCACCACAGGAUCAGUCCAACCUGUCACAGUAUCCCAGACUCCGGGUACAUCAGCGUCUGUAAGCACGUUGACAGACACGGCCACCUCCAGUGACACAUCGACUUCUCCUCCUGCCCCUACUGGCGGCUCAGAGAUCGCUGAAUCCCUCACCAACACACCAGCUGCUACCAUCUCGAGCCAGACAGACACCUCGUCUUUAACUACAAUGCCAUCUCCGUCUAGUCCAACACUCACAGUUGUACUUGUACCUACAGCACCUGACCAGCCAGUUUCCGCAGCACCAGAUGUGAUACCCGAUGCGCCCACCACAGCAACCGACACCGUGACUGCAACAACUGACUUUGUUACAAACAAUCCACUCUCUGUUCUUCCUGAGGUUACCGAUUCAUUUGCCUCAUCCUCUGAUGGCACUGCUACAACACUUAAUAUGGACACCCAAGCAAUAUCUUCUGCAACCAUGGCAACAACACCUUCUGCAACCAUGGCAACUUCUGAAGCAGCAUCUUCAGCAUCAGCUAGCACAAUCCAACUGCCAACCUCUAUUGCUGUUGAUGCAGAUUCACUGGUUUCUGAUAGAUCUCCUGUGGAAGCAGGUGCAACGGUUACAGGAAAUACUGCGGUAACCUUAGUUACAAGCACAGUUGUGUCCUCAACUGAUGCUGCAUUUAAAACAGUUGAUGCACUCCCUCCAGACAUUGAUUUGAUUGUCCCAGCAUCUGAUGUUCCUCUAACUCCUGCAUCUGAUGGUGAUGCACCUGCAACUGAUGCCAUCGCAGCUGUAACAGAUGCUCCAGCAAUAGUUACAGUUUCUCCAGAGAUUGCGUCCAUUGCCCCAGCAACCUCAGACUCGGAUGCUCCUGCGACUACUAAUGUGGCUCCUGAAGGUCCAGGUGAUGCAGAAGCAACCAAUGUGUCUGAUGAAAUCAAACCAGCUCCAGAAGGCCCAGGUGAUGCAGAAGCAACCAAUGUGUCUGAUGAAAUCGAACCAGUUCCAGAAGGCCCAGGUGAUGCAGAAGCAACCAAUGUGUCUGAUGAAAUCGAACCAGCUCCAAAAGGUCAAGGUGAUGGUGCUCAAAUUGUCAUAGCAGGUGCAGAAACAGUCACUGAUGCUGCUCCUCAACGUAAUGCUGAGACUGACAGUAAACCUCCAUUUGAAGUAGGAGAGAAGAAUGAAGUUCCUCUUGUUGAGACCGAGCAGGAAAAAACAGCAUCAAAUCUGGAGAAGAAAGAUAACGAUUCUCCUGACAGUAAACCUCCGUCUGAAGAAGGAGAAAACAGUGAAGUUCCUCUAGCUGAGUCCAAGGAGGAAAAAACAGCAACAAACUUGGAGAAGAAAGAUAAAGAUGCUCCUGACAGUAAACCUCCGUCUGAAGUAGGAGAAAACAGUGAAGUUCCUCUAGCUGCGUCCAAGGAGGAAAAAACAGCAACAAACCUGGAGAAGAAAGAUAAAAACGCAGAAGCCCCAGUAUCUGGUGACAUUAAGAAGAAUAACGAGGCUGGGAAAACCGGAGAGAGCAGGAAAGCCAAAGAGGAAAAGAAAGAGAAGGAAAAAAAGAAAGAGAAGGAAAAAAAGAAAGAAAAAGAUUAUGAAAAGAAAGACUAUGAGAAAAAAGUUGUUGAGAGGAUUUUGAUCCCUGGGGGGCCAAAAACGCAGUUGUCAAAAAUAGCGUACAUCAGAUUUCAAGACUGCGAGUGCAACGGUCACUCAAAUCGCUGCAGUUACAUUGAUUUCAUCAACAUUGUGACUUGUGUGAGCUGCAAACACAACACUAGAGGGCAGAACUGUCAGCACUGCCGCCUCGGAUACUUCCGGAAUGCUUCCGCCGAGCUGGACGAUGAGAAUGUUUGCAUAGAGUGUAACUGUAAUCAGCUGGGCUCUCUACACGCCCGGUGCAAUGACACAGGCUUCUGCCAGUGUAGAGAGGGCACCACGGGCCAGAAGUGUGAGGACUGCCUGCCUGGAUAUACCUGGAAGCAAGGCUGCGUGCCAAACGUGUGCGACGACGAGUUCUUCCUGUGUCAGAACGGCGGCUCCUGUAUCCAGAACCAGAAGUGCGUGUGUCCACCCAGCUUUAGGGGUGUUUUGUGUGAGCAGCCACGCUGCCAGGGCGAGAAAGGGUGCGAUGGCGCAUCGGCCUGCUACCUCAGCACACUGACGCUGCUGCUCUGCCUUCUAGCCAACAGCCUGCUUAAAGCCAGCACCUAGAAACCCAUCUUAGUCCUGAUAUCGAUUCUAGUCUACGCAGGCCAAAGGGCUGAACCCUGCGGACAGAGAGAGAGUGGCCUGAACUCGUACGGAGUACGGACCCAGCCUCACGGUGCUGAAAUCUUUUUUGGAAAUGGCGGUGGCUGCACUGAGGUCAAAACGCCUUCAUGAGACGAGCAGUUUAUUGCUUGCCUACUAGCAACACUGAUCGCCUGAACUUUAUACCAAAAACAGAAUUAAAAGAACUUAAGUUCAGUUUCAGCUCACUAUACACAAAACUCUAAAGAAAGUGGGGAAAUAUAUAGAUGCGGUUUCAAUUCCUUUGCAUUUCUACUUUCGCUGUAGUUCUGACGCUCACUGAGGUACAAGCACCGCAUUUAGCUAGCUUGUUUUAACGAACAACAAACGGUCGAUAUCACGGAAGCCUACUUAUGCCAAGUUAUUCUUCUCUUGAAGACUUGUUUUUACAUUUCCUUUCAUUGCUGCAUUUUUCUUGCAUUCUAUUGCCAUUGAGGUUGUAACAAGUAGAUCAAACCAAUGGAAAAGAUGUUUAAUCGCCGUCCCGCUAGUAUGAAGAAUGAACGUCUCUAGCUUGUGUUUGAGAUUACGUUUAUGGAAUGUAGAAAGAGGUUUUAAAUUGUCACACUGAACAGAUAU